Molecule: messenger RNA, 1105 nt
Organism: Aureobasidium pullulans EXF-150
Lineage: Eukaryota; Fungi; Ascomycota; Dothideomycetes; Dothideales; Saccotheciaceae
Product: ATP synthase F0
Exons: 3
Coding region: 41-958 (305 amino acids)
Source: RefSeq, a predicted model, not a curated record
CAACCCUCUGAACCCUUCUUGAGCUUGCCAAUACUUCACCAUGUCUGAAAACAAUACCUCCGAGGGAGUUGCACAGACUCUUCAAACUGCACACGAGCGUGUUCACAGUGUCAACCCCUUCAUGGAUCGCGAGUCGUACCCUACCGGAAGCCUCAGAAGCUACAAGAUCUUGACUGCCGCCUCGUGGCUUCUUCUUGUUGUCACCAGCAUCUACUACACCUUCAAUGCGCCCACUGAGGGCAAGCACCACAGAGGCACUAUCUGGCACCAGAACUCUCACCGUCACACUCCCUUCGCUCUUAACUCUAUCAUCACUUCGAUCUACAUGAUUGUGUUGUACAUUCUCCAAGUCGGAUACUGCUGGCACUUGUACUCGGAGAACGAGGUCUACGUCAAGGCCGCCGCUGAUGUCGGCUCCCACUUCAUCUUCAACAACUUGCUCAUGUUCGGCUUCGUCCACUUGUGGUGCCGCAGCCACUUCUGGCUUGCUGAGAUGCUUAUCAUCAUCAACUUCUUCAACCUCUCGGCUCUCUACUUCAAGCACUCGAGAACCCCCAGAUUCAUCCACAUCCCCGUUGUCUCUGGCCCUCUGGCAAUCAACUAUGUUCUCCUGUUCACCGUUGGCGCUGCUGCUGUCAAUGCCCACUCUCUCCCUGCCAGAAUCCUGGCCAACGUCAUGAUUUGGUCCAUCAUGGGCUACGGCUUCUUCUUCCUUGUCGCAUACAAGGACUACACCAUGGGCUUCAACUUGAGCGUUCUCAGCGCUGCUCUCGGUGUUGCUCAGUUCCUCACCCACGUUAUCGCCUUCCAAUGGAUCUUCGCUUUUGUUAUCAUGAGCGUCCUCUUCGUUCUCUCCGUGCUGGUUGGCUUCCCCGGCUUGAUCGGCCAGGAUCCCUUCAAGCGCGGCGCUGUUGUCGACGAGGACAGAGAAAGACAGCCUUUGCUUCAAGAGGAGUAGAUUGGUUCGAAGCUGGUCUGAUAUUCAUGCUUGGUAUGGAGCAACGGAACGGACAAAGAAUGAAACUCAUGUCAUGGUCAAAUCUGGAGUAAUGCUUUAGCGUCGUGUCAAACGAUGCAUACUAAAUGAAAAUACAUUGAAACCGUU